This is a messenger RNA of Effrenium voratum, 2064 nucleotides long. The record is from the annotation of a GenBank genome assembly. NCBI's taxonomy places the organism in Eukaryota, Dinophyceae, Suessiales, Symbiodiniaceae.
AUGCUAUGCCUCACGGCCAGCAGGCGUGCCUUGCAGGGCCUGGACCUUCGUUUCGCCAGCCACGAGAAUGAGGCGGCCUUCCGGGACGCCCAGAGCCGGGCGCCGCCAGCUGCCCUGGCAGGAUUUGCGCACAUGGCACUGGAGCUGAGCGUCACUUGGUUCAUCGCUUCCAGCGAAGAGGCCUUCGACCUAGCCAGCGCUCCCUAUUUUCUCUACCUUCUCAUCCAGGUACUUGCCUUCACUUUGACCGGUAUUGCAAGCACUUGCAGCCUGCUGAACGUGGCCAACAGGCUUGGUCGCUGUGGAGAGCUACUUUGGGCUUGUGCAGUCUCUCUUGACAUCAUUGUACGGUCCCAUGAGCUGAGCCGCGCUUUUCUUUGGAACUCUGAGCCACGAGAGCUUCUGGGUUUUUUCGGCCCGCACAACUCUGAGGCAGCAUUGUUUCAGGGCCGGCAAGGCCGAGCCUGGCUUGGGAUGAGGCUGGGCAGCGUGGACGUGGAGAUAGAAAUGUCUGCAGUCCUCCUCUCUGUUGCCUUUGUCUCGAUCGCUUGCCAUGUGCUGCCGAUGCGAUGCUGCUAUCUGUUUCCAAUUGUGGUGCUGGAGACGGUGGCCUUUCUGGUUCAGGCCAUUAGCACUGCUGUAGCCUUGCCAGCACAAGGUUUGCUACACAUACCUCGUUUUCUCAACGUGGUCAUGGUGUUUUUCCUUCUAGCGUCUUCCUAUAGAAGUGCUCAUCAUGCUGAGCACGUCCGACGCGAGCGGUGGCUGCGGGGCGCCUCGCAGGACCGAUUCAUGCGAGAGGCCUUAGCCAAGAAGGAGCUCUCCAAGGCUGCCUUGGCGCGUGACUUCAAAAUCUUCAGACACUACGGCAGCAGCUUGGUGUUGGGUCUCCUGCAGGACCUCCGUGUGGCUUCCGCCGGAUCUCGGUCCGCUCGGGCUCUUUUUGGUGACGACAUCACCGGCGAAUGCCUGACCGACUUUAUCAGCGAGAAAGAGAGGGAGAAGUUUGCAAAGCUCUGCAAGCAAACCGAUGGGUCUCGAAUACCCCGGAGAAUGACGGCGACUCUCAUGUUCGAGGACAGGGAGAAGCCCGCGGAUUUGCUGAUCAUGUACCAUGGGCAGCCAGGCAAACACUUUCUGGUUGGUCUGAGGCUGACGUCCCACGCUCCGUCUGUGGAAUGUGACAGGCAAUGGAGCACAAGAGAGGACCUGCAAGAAGGUCAUCCUUUUGGACUACAACAGGUGGUCCCGACCAGUCCUCCUACACCAGCUCAACCAAAAGCUCCAGACAAGCCGCCACCCGCCCUGGACGACAAUGCUCAGCCAAGUCUUGCCCACAAGCUCAGGAAUGUGGAAUAUUCGGGCUUCAGCAGUGAGGAUGCGGUAGCAAGAUCGGCCAGCCUUUGCUACACCACCUCUUGCGACGACAACUCAUCAGGCUUCAGCCACUUUCUGAGCAAAAAUGGAGCGACCCAGACAGAUGCCAUGUUCGGCACGGAGGACAAGUGUGUCGGGACUUCCGUCUCCUGGGCGCAGCAGGGCUUUCGGUGCAGGUGCUGCAGCAAGCCGCCGCAUCCCUUGGACGACGACCAGCGCGACGCCUUGGCCUGCGCCAACUUCCGGCCACGAAGACAUCGCCGGAAGACCGCGUCCUCUCUGGAGUCACUGCAAGGGACCUGGGCUCUUGACCAGCAGUUCAUCGGCAUCGCGCAGAGCUUCAUGCAUCGCCUCACCUUCGUGGGAGACAGGUGCAUCGACGCUGCCGGCCAGAAGUGGAAGCUCUCGGAGGAUGGCAGCAGCCUGUACCUGAUCAAGGGCCGAGUGUGGGUGAACGGCGGCGUCCUCUUCCGCGAGGGCAAGUCUGGCAUCGUGAUGCGCUUUGAGCGCGAAGAGGAACCUUUGCAUGAUUCUGACGAAGAGGAGGACGAGGAGGAGGACGAGGAGGAGGAGGACGACGGUCCUCUACUAAACGAAGAGGACAGCUUGCAAGUCCUGGAGAACAUCGUGUCAGAUCGAUAUGACGAUCGCCCGUUGCAGGCGCUAAUGAGUCUGGAACAAAGGUGA